GCCGCCCCCACGCGUGCCGCCGCGGGGAGUGGCCCGACCUUCGCGUGACGCCUCGACGGGCGGGCUCUCAAUAUUAAAAGGGGGAAGAGGCCGCGGCGCGGGCCCCAGGACGGGCCCGCUCGUUCUGUCCUAGGAGCCAGCCGCGUUGGCGACGCCCUCGAGUUCGCGGCGGGCACAAUGCAGCUCCUGGUGAGGGUGCCGUCUCUUCCGGAGCGGGGCGAACUGGACUGCAACAUCUGCUACCGGCCUUUCAACCUCGGGGUCCGUGCGCCCCGCCGCCUGCCCGGCACGGCGCGGGCCCGCUGCGGCCACACGCUCUGCACCGCCUGUCUGCGCGAGCUGGCGGCGCGCGGCGAAAGCGGCGGGGCGGCCGCGCGCGUGGUGCGCCUGCGCCGCGUCGUCACGUGCCCCUUCUGUCGCGCGCCCACCCCGCUCCCGCGCGGCGGGGUCACGGAGGUCGCCCUGGACCAGGACUUGUGGUCGCGCUUGGAGGCAAAGGCGCGGGCUGAGCGCGAACCUGCUGUGGCUGGUGGCCGGGUCCAGGAAAGCGGCGAGGCGGAGGAAGAGGAAGAGGGGAGCGAGAAGGGGGCGGAGCCUAGGAGCGCAGGGUGGCGCGCGCUCCGGCGGCUCUGGACCCAGGUGCUGGCGCCCGCGCGCCGCUGGCGGCGCCCGCUGCCCUGCAACGUGUUGUACUGUCCGGAGAUCAAGGACUUGGCCCACAUGACCCGCUGCGCGCUGUAACUGCGAAACCCUGAAGCUGUGGCAGAAGGAAGGUGGGAGCUGCAUUCUCAGGGCCCCGCUGUAGUACAGGGAGCGGGUGCCAAGACUACCCCCCUCACAUCCGGGAUUGGCACUGAUGAGGGAGGUGAGCCAAGGGCAGGAGGGAACGCCCUGGGAGGUGUUGAUACUGAGCUGGGGAGGCUCCUAGACGAAUCGCCCCCAUCUUCUGACUGUGCCAGCCUCGCACAUUCAGGAUGAAGUGGCCCAGGGAUGAUACAAACAGUCGAUGUACCCGUGGGAAGAAGACAGACUGUUUCCCUAGCUGCGACUUUGCUUCUGUCCAGGGCAGCUCUCCUGUGCGGGAGCAACAGGUCCCAUUUUAGCUAUUCUGUGUCAAUGAUUUUUAAGAAGAGGCUGAUUUUCGUGCAUGUUAAUCUCGUUUCUCUAGCACCUAAGAGAACUGAGAAGAAUCAACCAAACCCCUUCCCACCCCAUCCCCUACCCCCAGUAGUAUGCCUACUGUCUCCCCAUUCCCAGUACUGUGUUCCUAAAAUUAUCAAGAUGAAGCCCUACUAUGAGGUUAGGCGUUUUGCAUCAUUUCAGAAUUACCCUUCAGCCUGUAAGGGCAGGCAUGAGAAGGUCCAAAGGGCUUUUAUCUGAGUCACCUCAUUAGGGCCUACCAAAGAUAGGAGAGAGAGGCAUUUGGCAAAGGCAUCAGAUUGUAAACUCCCGCUGUUAUCUUUACAGUCACAAGAAACACUGUCACCACUGAAAAUAAGAUGCUCAUCAUACAGUUUUAAACUUGUGUCCCAUAAUUGGACGCCCACCUAUAUUAUGGCAUGAGUUCCAUUGAAACAUCCUGUUAAUAUCUUACGAUGGCAUAGUUAUAGUCAAGGACCAGCAGCAUCAGCAUCACUGGGAGUUUGUUGGAAGUACAAAAUCUCAGGAUUCCACUUCAGACUUACUAAUCAGACUCUGCCUUUUUUUUUUUUUUUUCCUCCUCGGUCUUUUUAGGGCCACACUCAUGGCAUAUGGAAGUUCCCAGGCUAGGGGUUGAAUUGGAGCUGUAGCCGCAGCCACAGCAACACAGGGUCUGAGCGGAAUCUGUAACCUACACCACAGCUUAUGGCAACGCUGGAUCCGUAACCCACUGGCGAGCCAGGGAUCAAACCUGUGUCCUCAUGGGUGCUAGUAAGAGUUGUUUCUGCUGAGCCAUGACGGGAACUCCCAGACUGCAUUUAACAAGAAUCCCAGGUGAUGCAAUAAAAUUGUAAGAAGCAUUGGUUCGGGUCCUUGAUUGUCUAUAGAGUGUCACCAUCUGUGGGGUAGAAUGUUUAAAACAAUUGGUAUAAAUGACUAUUUCAUUGAAGGUUAAAGUAACAUUCAGUUACUGAAAAAAAUUUAAGUGUCCAUAGUUUACAGUGUUGCAUUUUCCUCCCAAUUAAAAAUGUGAAUUUAAGAAUAAACCUCUAUUUUUGUAACUGUAUUUUUGCCUUUUUCCUGUCCUUAACUCUCAAAUAUUCCCUCUUCCGGGAGGCCUUUCUCAGUACUGAACCUCCCCCGACCCUCUGUAAAAUAAAGCCUCGUUUAAUUUUUUCAGUUUUUA
Messenger RNA from Sus scrofa (pig), 2326 nucleotides. RefSeq names its product ring finger protein 227 (gene RNF227). Gene Ontology annotation, biological process: protein ubiquitination. NCBI's taxonomy places the organism in Eukaryota, Metazoa, Chordata, Mammalia, Artiodactyla, Suidae. The record is from RefSeq and is a predicted model, not a curated record. Gene Ontology annotation, molecular function: ubiquitin protein ligase activity.